GCCCCACACAUCACAAUAAUGGGGAACGCUCAAAGUGAAGAAGAUCGGCUUUUCUUCUUCCAACAGAACAGUGAGCAACCCUUAAUUAAGAAACGUUAUAGAAAGCUUCCAGAGGAUCUGCCCGAGGGGCUCAAGUUUGCUCAUCUUCACCCCAAAGUCGCUGCUCUGUAUGCUCAGAAAGAGCGUGAAAGUCAACGUGCAGCUGAAAAAGAUCCAUUUGGGGAUGGUCUAGGAAGUAAAAGUUUGUUGCCAAAUAUUAACCAAGCAGUGACCCAUAUUAAAAAUAGACUUGACAGUGCAUUGUCUAAUGAUGAAGACUCUCAGAGAUUUUUAUUUGAAGACACCAAGGCCCAAGCGAUUUCGGUUUUGCAACAGUUGGCCAAGUAUUUAUAUUUUUAUGAUGACAUAGCUAGUCAUGUGCCAAAGAGUUUAGAGUACCAGCUGAUGAGUAAUUGGAAAGACUUGACCAGUGACGUAAUCAUCGUACCUCGGGAAUGGCAAACAACAGAAAUCCGUGACCAGUAUUUUAAUUCCUUACGAGAAGCUCAAAGUGAUGACGAUAGUGACAAUGAAAUUAAAGGCGGAAAAUCAUCUGAAAAAUUAGACACAAAGUCCAAAACCAAAAAACUCAACAAGCCACCUAUUCCAGAUAUAAUUGAGGAUGAAUUUCGUCCAGAUAAACUUGCGAAUCGACGCUCUGAGAGCAGAAUGUCCACAGUGUCUAUAUCCAGAGGAAAGUUAGAUGUCAAAGGGUUAAAGGGAGCACGGGAACAUAGGGGCUCCAUUCCAGGAGUUCGAUCACCAAGCAUGCGGAAGCAGACACACGAUGACCUACUUUCCAGCUAUGGGGAAACCCCCUCCGAUCCCAGAUCCACAGCAAUGACCAACCCAUCCUUUGGACAGCAAGUUGUCAUUAAUUUUGCAAUAUCAUCCAAACUUUGUCAGGAAAAAGGGUGGAUCAUUGAGAAAGGAAAACCAGAGGUGGAGCCACAGAAAAUUUAUGAAAGCUGCAUUCAAAUCCUUCGAGACUUCAUGAAAAAAAUAGAGACGGAACAGAAAGAGGACUCGGAGAGGGGUCAUGAUAAAGAGGUCACAGUACGUUACUAUGGUGAUUACAAAAAAGAAGUCCUACUUAAGUACCGCAAAACUCCUGCAAAACCUCAAAUCAACCCCAUUUUCAAAACAGGUAAACCUAGAAUACCUCCUCUGCAUGAAGAGCGCAAUCAAGGGAAGAAACUCUUAGAAGCAACACAUCAAGACGGAACCAGUGUUGUGUACUAUCCUUCAGGUAGAUCAGCCAUUGUGUACUGCUCAGCAGGGGCGGAGCUUGGUCGCCCUGGUUACUAUCUCCUUGCCUACGAUGAUACAAAUGAGCACAGGAUGCUUGCUUGUUUCACACCUUCUGGAAGAGGGGUGUGCUACUCCACCAAUGGAAAUAUUAGGUUUUUGUCAACAGAAAAAGGGGGGCAUUUAUCAGAGCCAGAUGGUACUAUAGUUAGAAAAUGGAAAUGGCCCGUAAAUAAUGUCAAAUUGACCACGCCUAUUAAUAUACAAUUAAACAGUAACCUGGUGUUUCGAUGUAACGGUCAGAGUUCAAUGUCUCUGAUGUUUAGUUGUCAGAAGGAGUUGGCCAGAUUUAGUGUCAAUCCUGUACCAGGGGCAAUGGACUCCAAACCAGGGGAUGAAAACGAGCAGCUUCUGAUGACCUUUUCUUACUCCUCGAAGGCAGCACGAGACAUGAUGAGGCUGUUUGCCCCCAAACACAAGCAUCGGUCCAAGAGACAACCAGCCAGAAAGCAAAAGGGACACUUAGCAGAGAUACAGAAGCUGUUAGUGGACUUUCCAGACAAGGCGCAGUAUGAGCUGGAAUCUGACAAAGAACUCGCCAGGCUUCAGAGGAAGGCUAGGAACCUUGUUGAUGAUUGGCUGGAACAUUACCGCUUGGCCAUUGGACUAAAAUCACCUCACAUGAUGAACGUCCGUGACUCUCCGGACUUCUCCACUCAAGCACGCAAUAUACAAUCUGCUAAAUUAACAGACAGCGGGCAGGCGGCCAGACUGAAGCAUCUCGGCUUAGAGACAUUGGUAGAUUUAAAGAAACAGAGAACCCCCUCAGCACCUCUUGACCCCGUAGUCCAUGACAACUCUGUGUUUGUCACUCAGUGUUCUAGUAUGAAGGGCAGAUCAGAAACUUCUAAAUCAUUAGAUGUAGAUACCUCAAAAUCCAAAAAAGCUCAGAAGAGUGGGAACCAGAGUGCGGUUAAAUUUGACGACAGUCCUCAAGAUGGAGAAGAAGAUGUGGAAACGGCCUCACCCACAGCAAUGGCCAUGUUUGAGAGGCUCUCGCAUUCUGCGGGUAAACGAUCUGCCAGAAGUAAUGCUUCAGCUGUGUCCAGCGCCCCCUUGUCUCGUCAGCACACUGCCACAUUCAGGUCUGAAACUUCAACCAAUCUACAGUCCACUACCAAGAUUCCCUGUCCAAUCGCACUCCGCCAAAGGAUUCUGGGAUUGGACCAGCCCAUGUGCCGCUGUAGCCGCCAUUACAUUCCCCAGAUCAUGGAUAUAGAAUAUGAUGAAUUUAUUCAGAAUGAGGCACCAGAGAGUCAGCUUCUUGUCAUAGCUGUUAUUUCAUCAAUGUUCCCCCACACCAGUACUUCAGACCAGAUGAUAGAGGAGAUAUACUUAUCUCAGAACCGGAACCGAACCAAGCCUUGUGUCCAGAGCCGGACAGACUUGUUCCGGAUUUUCCAGUACGAUAUUAACACUGCAUCGGAAGGUUCCGACCACACACAACCUUUGUUACUCACCAGGCAUAAUGUAGUACCGGGCAUGUUUCUGAUCUACUUGGGUGGAAAACUUUUAUUUUGUGAUCAUAUAUUUAAUGGCUAUGGCAAUGCCAGGAAGGAUUUUAAGAAACAGCUGAUGAAAUCUAGAGUUCAAGCUCUGCAGGGGUUUUCUCUCCCUAAAGAUUUCAAGUUUAGCCCCUCCAGAGGUCGCAGUGGGAUGAGGAGUGCCUGGGGAGGAGAGAUUGGUGGUACAGGGGUUGAUCACUACGGAAAUCCAGGCACAGCUUUUGACGCUUCUCUAGUCCCAUUAUCCAGGUCACUCACGUCCCUUACUGAUGACAAAAAAGAGGCUCCCAUUGAAUCUGUCAAAAGAGUUGAUACCAGCGUAGUCCCCCAUGUUUCCAUUCCUUUGGAAUUCCGAGAAUUAGAUCCUCGUAGAAAUCUCUCAGCUCCUGGAAGGAGGUUAAUUCAGGGCUCUGUAACAUGAGAGUCAUGUGACCUUAGAAGCUAAAUAAACCGCUUAGAUAUAUUGAGAUAUAUUGUUUCUGUAAUUCAAAGCAUUGCAAACUUUCAUGUUUUGACAGAUUUUCUUGUCAAGUUUGUUUACUAAUGUGAUGCAAUUGUUGGAUGAUAAAUUGUGUAAAAUAUUAAAAAGAUGUGAUUAUUUAUUGAUUUUUGUGAUAUGUGUACACUUUUUUUUAAUAGGUAUGGCAUAAUUCUGUGAUAAAGAUUCAGUUAUAUAGUCUUGAAUUGCAUUUAUUGUUUUAUUUGAUGUGGGUAAUUUAUUGAUUAUGCCUGGUGUUUACAUCUGGUUGUGAUAUUACUGUAGACGUUUAAGCACAUUAUCUAGUUUGGGUUUAUAUAGGAACUAGAAGGGCUAUCAUUUUUUUUUCUGGAGAUGUAAUCCUCAGAUCAGAUAUUUUACACGUCACUGCUUCCAGUUUUUGUUUUGCUCAGACUAGGAUUUUUUUUUUUUGACUUUGUUGCUGGUGUUAGUCAAAGAGAAAUAUUAUCUCAGUUCUUCUUCAUUACUGUGUAAUGUUACAUCAAUCACUGAAAAAAAAAGUUAUUGACUGUCAUUUCCUGUGUGCUGAGACCUGAAAAAGAGUCACAUUUUGAAUGGAUGAAUGCUUGACAUGUACAUUCAAUUUGAAGAAAAUGAGUGGGUUUUUUUUCUUAACUGAUAUUACUUGGUGCUUUGUGUUUGUGACUACAAUAUGUUGUUUAUUUUCAUGCCAAGCAUUUUCAUUUGACCUUAUUUUUCACAAAUGUACAGAAUGUAGAGGUCAAAAACAUCAGUGUUUCCUCAUUGACUAUUUUUAAACUCUGUUCACCAUUGUGAUGUCAUUGAUCAUUGUGCAAUUUGUAAAUUCUCUGUCAAAGCAAAAGUAUAUUGUCUGCUAAAGCAAAAUCUAGACAUUAAGCCAUUGUCCUUCUAUGCACAUUGUUGUAAAAUUUCAUUGUAAUGUCUGUUUCAAACUUUGGGUGUGUACAUUUUCCCCAUUUCAAUGUCAAAGCAAAAGUAUAUUGUCUGCUAAAGCAAAAUCUAGACAUUAAGCCAUUGUCCUUCUAUGCACAUUGUUCUGUUGUAAAAUUUCAUUGUAAUGUUUGUUUCAAACUUUGGGUAUGUACAUUUUCCCCAUUUCAAUGUCAAACCUUAAUUGUUAUGCCCUCAGUAUCCCCCACCCCAAUGUCCCACUGUUUUAUCGGGUGUGCCUUAUGUUUACACAGAACAUUCAGAGCAUUAUUUUUACUACAGCAAGCCUAUUUUUUCUACCAGUAUUUUUUCACCCCACCCACCCCUAGUGCCUUAGUCCCUCAAAUAAAGUAACUAAAAAAACUUGAUUUGAUGCCCCUGAGAGUUUGUAUUGUGACUAAAAAAAAAUAAAUCAGUAUGGAUACUGCAUUUUCACUUAUUAAGGUUCACUGACCCUUUUAUAAGAGAGAUAACUCACAGGUAUUAAUGAUUACUAUUCCUUUAAAAAAGAAAAGGCAAGUUAAAAAGUGAAAUUUUGCACCACAAGAUAUGCUUAAGUUUUAAAAUCAAAACUUUGUGUGAGCGUAUCAAUAGAGGGGUUAAGAACCUAUAAAUUAUCAGUAAUGUUCCAUUAUUUCAGUGUUACAUGUAGCAGAAAUGUCAUAGAAAUUAUUUUUCCAUUCUUUGAAUUUUUUCCAUGUGUAUACAAUGGGUUUAGAAAGACCCUACUU
Messenger RNA from Saccostrea echinata, 4994 nucleotides. RefSeq lists its product as uncharacterized. NCBI's taxonomy places the organism in Eukaryota, Metazoa, Mollusca, Bivalvia, Ostreida, Ostreidae. The transcript has 18 exons. The record is from RefSeq and is a predicted model, not a curated record. The coding region runs from base 19 to 3273 and encodes 1084 amino acids.